Molecule: messenger RNA, 1368 nt
Organism: Blepharisma stoltei
Lineage: Eukaryota; Ciliophora; Heterotrichea; Heterotrichida; Blepharismidae
Source: the annotation of a GenBank genome assembly
AUGAAGAUAGAAGAGGUCAAAAGCACAACCCGCCAACAGCGUAUUGCGAGCCACAGUCACAUAAAAGGUCUAGGCCUUAAUGAAGAUGGCAUCGCAGACCGCGGUUCUUCAGGCCUUGUAGGCCAAGAUGCUGCCCGUGAAGCUGGAGGAAUUGUUGUCGAGCUGAUCAAAUCCAAGAAAAUGGCAGGUCGUGCUAUAUUGCUUGCAGGCCCACCAGGAACAGGCAAAACAGCAAUUGCGCUAGCAAUUGCUCAAGAACUUGGCCCCAAAGUCCCAUUUUGCCCUAUGGUUGGGUCUGAAGUCUACUCUUCUGAAGUCAAAAAGACUGAAAUUUUGAUGGAAAACUUCCGCAGAGCUAUCGGCUUACGAAUAAAAGAAACCAAAGAAGUCUGGGAAGGCGAAGUCACUGAAAUUUCUCCUCAAGAACAAGAAGACCAAUAUGGAGGCAGUGGAAAAACAGUGACUUCCGUCAUAAUUGGUUUAAAAACAGCCAAAGGUACCAAGCAGCUGAGGCUAGACCCAACAAUUUUCGAAAGCAUCCAAAAAGAAAAAGUUUCAAUAGGAGAUAUCAUAUAUAUAGAAGCCAGCAGUGGUAAUGUAAAAAGAGUCGGCAGAAGUGACGCCUAUGCUACCGAAUUUGACUUAGAAGCUGAAGAAUAUGUCCCAAUCCCUAAAGGUGACGUUCACAAGAAAAAAGAAAUAAUUCAAGACGUCACUUUACAUGACUUAGACAUGGCCAAUGCCAAGCCUCAGGGUGGAAAAGAUUUUUUGUCUAUGAUGGGGCAGAUUAUGAAGCCAAAAAAAACUGAAAUUACAGAAAAAUUGAGAGGGGAAAUAAAUAAGGUGGUUAAUAGGUAUAUUGACCAAGGGAUAGCAGAAUUAGUGCCUGGGGUGCUGUUUAUUGAUGAAGUCCAUAUGCUGGAUAUUGAGUGUUUUACAUAUUUAAAUAGAGCUCUGGAGUCCCCAUUGUCACCAAUUGUGAUUUUAGCUACAAAUAGAGGAAUUACUACAAUUAGAGGGACAGAAAUACAAGCCCCUCAUGGGAUCCCACAAGAUUUAUUGGACAGGCUGCUGAUUAUUAGGACUAUGCCUUAUUCUUUGGCAGAAAUUGUGGAAAUUGUUGCAAUUAGAGCGAGCGCAGAAGGGUUGUCAAUGGAAGAAGAAGCCCUUGCACAUUUUGGAUAUAUAGGAUCACAGACAACAUUAAGAUAUGUAAUGCAGCUAUUAACCCCAAGCAGAAUUAUUGCAGAAACUAAUGGCAGGGACAAAAUAUGUAGAGCUGAUGUAGAAGAAGCUGGAAAACUUUUCUUCCAUGGAAAACAAAGUGCACAGAUUUUAAGAGAGCAGGCAGAUCAGUAUAUUUCUUAA